UGUAGAGGUCGAGAAUUGGCCCAUGUGCGAUUACCUCAUCUCUUUCUAUUCGGAUGGCUUCCCCCUGGAUAAGGCAAUCGCCUACGUCAAGGCGAGAAAACCCUUCUGCGUCAACGAUGUGCCGAUGCAGAAGAUUCUCUGGGAUCGUCGUCUAUGCCUCAACAUUUUAGACGGUAUUGGCGUGGCUACGCCGAAACGUAUCGAAGUGAACCGUGAUGGUGGACCCAAGCUUUUGACCGCGGACACUGCGAAGCAUAUCAAGGAGAUUACUGGUAUAACCUUGGAUGCCGAAGACCUGGGCUACAACAGGCUUCCCCGCAAGGUCGAGCUUCUUGACGACGGCGACAUUCUUAGCGUCGACGGUGCUCUGCUCAAGAAACCCUUUGUCGAAAAGCCUGUCAGCGGUGAAGAUCACAACAUCAUCAUCUACUUCCCUAAGUCCACCGGCGGUGGUGCUCGCCGGCUUUUCCGCAAAAUUGGUAACAAGAGCUCCGAGUAUGAUCCAGACUUGAACAUUCCUCGCGCUAUUCUGGAGCCAGAGAACAGUUACAUCUACGAAAAGUUUAUGAGAGUCGACAACGCCGAGGAUGUCAAAGCCUACACUGUGGGACCCAAUUACUGUCACGCAGAGACUCGGAAAUCUCCAGUUGUCGACGGUGUCGUCAGACGAAACACGCAUGGCAAGGAGCUGCGCUAUGUUACGGCAUUGGAGCCUGAAGAAAAGGAGAUCGCAAGCAAGAUCUCAACCUCUUUCGGCCAAAGAGUUUGCGGCUUCGACUUCCUACGGGCCGGCGGCAAGAGUUAUGUUAUCGACGUCAAUGGUUGGAGCUUCGUCAAGGAUAAUGACGAUUAUUACGACCACUGCGCCAACAUUCUCAAGGACGUCUUCGUCAAGGAGAGGCUUCGCAGAGGCGGCGUCACCUCUCCCGUGCCAUCACCUUCUCCCUCGGAUAUGACUGAUCCAUUAGCAUCACGUGGAAAGGAGAAGGAGGCUUCGCAACCAAUUCCUGUGCCACCAGCGCAGAACAAGUCCGUGACCAACGUACCGGCCAUUUCUGAGAAGCUGCCCCAGGAACCGAAGCCCGUACCAGCGAGUGCACCACCUCAAAAGUCCGAGAGUGCACUCCCGUCUGCUGUCACCAGUUCGUGUACCAGCCCAACACUUCCUCCUCCACCUCCUCUAGUAGAUCCUGCUGUGGCAAGCGUCCCUUCUACCGCGGGAACGGGGUCAGCGACUCCGUCCGCCGCGCCUUCGCUGCAAGGGGAGGGCACUGCGCCUCCGGCAGAGGAGACUCCAGUGCCGCCGCCACCACCGAAGCACUCUUGGAAACUCAAGGGCAUUGUGUCCGUCAUUCGACAUGCUGAUCGAACUCCGAAACAAAAGUACAAGUUCACCUUCCAUACCUCGCCCUUUAUUGAAUUACUCAAGGGUCAUCAGGAAGAGGUGCUUCUCAUAGGAGAGGCAGCUCUGGCCAGCGUACUGCAGGCCGUAGAUGUUGCAUUGAGAGCUGGCGUAGAAGACCGCGCCAAACUGAAGUCGCUGCGCAACGUCCUUGUGAAGAAGGGUGGAUGGGCUGGCACCAAGGUCCAAAUUAAGCCAAUGUUCAGAAAGAAGAAGACUGAAGAAGUCGCAGUCUCGUCAGGCGAUGAGCUUUCACAAGUUUUGAAAGAAGGCGUCGAAACGGACUUCGCGGAGAAGACUGACGAUGGUGCUGCAAAGACGGAAAACUCUUCACCAUCCAGAAUGCCACCCAAGAGGCACGACUCUCUGUCCGGCAUGACCAUGUCCCGCAUCACAGCAGCAGAGGAGAGCUUGGUCCUGGAGAAGCUUCAGCUCAUUGUGAAAUGGGGCGGUGAGCCAACACAUUCGGCACGCUAUCAGGCCCAGGAACUGGGUGAGAAUAUGAGAAACGAUUUCAACCUGCUUAACCGAGAUGUCCUCGACGAGGUUCACGUCUUCAGCAGUUCUGAACGUCGCGUUACUACCAGUGCGCAGAUUUGGGCUUCUGCUUUCCUGGAUCGCAAAGACCUCCCUGAGGACUUCAUCACCAUCCGCAAGGAUUUGCUCGACGACUCCAACGCUGCCAAGGACGAGAUGGACAAGGUGAAGAAGAAGUUGAAGGGUCUUCUUCGCAAGGGUAACGAGCGACCUUCCCAAUUCGCUUGGCCGGAGAAGAUGCCAGAGCCUUCUGAGGUUCAGACGCGCGUUGUCCAACUCAUGAACUUCCAUCGUCGCGUGAUGCACUACAACUACAGCAAGCUGCACAACGGUAGUGCCGUUGCUUCUUUGAAUAACGCCAUUGCCAAUCCGGGCUCCGAGAAACCUGCAAAUGCCGAGGCAUCAGGCUCGACAAGCUCGAUGUCCUCCUCCCUGUCUCAGGCGAAUGCGGUGAGCAACAUUCAACCCAGAUGGUGUUGUGGCGAGGAUGCCGAGCUUUUCAGGGAGCGCUGGGAAAAGCUUUUUGCGGAAUUUUGUGACGGAGAAAAGGUCGAUCCUAGCAAGAUCUCCGAGCUUUACGACACGAUGAAGUUCGAUGCCCUGCAUAACCGGCAGUUCUUGGAAUGGGUAUUUACACCGCCCAAAGCCAUGCUGGAGGAGGAGUACGGUAUCAAGGACAAGGAAAAGGACAAGGACGGCAAGGACGGUAGUAAAGAGGCUAAGACUGCCGAGAAAACAUCCGAUGAGGGGAAGUCGUCGCAGGACUCCCGCGAGGAAAGACGGGAUUUCUCGGGAUCCAGCGAUAAGGCAGACAAGAGUGAAGCCAGCAAGAGCUCGACAUCUGUAAGGCGCAUCUUCCGACGGCGGUCGUUCCUCAACGGCCUCCGACACGUCGAGGCAGCCCCGCCUGAACAGUACUUCCACCUCUACAAGAGCAACACUCAGACCAAGGCAAAGACCGACGCCAGGUUUGAGCCGUUGCGGGAAUUGUACCAGCUUGCCAAGGUUCUCUUCGACUUCAUCUGCCCUCAAGAGUACGGUAUCUCUGAUGGGGAGAAGUUGGAGAUUGGUCUCCUGACGUCGUUGCCGCUGCUCAAGGAGAUUGUUCAGGAUCUUGAAGAGAUGCAAGCAUCGAACGAUGCCAAAUCCUUCUUUUACUUUACCAAAGAGUCUCACAUCUACACCCUGCUCAACUGCAUCCUUGAAGGAGGGAUCGAGACGAAGAUCAAGAGAAGCACUAUUCCCGAGCUUGACUAUCUUUCGCAGAUCUGCUUCGAGCUGUAUGAAUCGGAGACUAAGGCCCCUGCCGCCACACCCGACGGGGGCGAGGAGCAGACAUUCGCCUACAGCAUCAGAAUCACCAUUAGCCCCGGAUGCCACGUCUUCGACCCGCUAGAUGUCCAAUUGGACAGCAAGCAUUGCAUCAGCUGCGCUCCGCGACGUAGUCUGACCCCUCACGGCGAUUGGAUGCAAGUGAUCCGCACUCUGAGGGCCAAGUUUAACCAAGUUAAACUUCCCAAGACGUUCCUCGCCGUGAACUUGUCAGAUCUCUUUUCUGUCGAGGACCAUGAACGGCGGGAUAGUGACAGCGAGGGGCUCGAAAUGAAGGGAUUGCAUCCUAAGCCCAAGGUAUCAGAGCAGCAAGCCACUGCCCAGUCAGAAGCCGAGAGCGGAACAGGAAAGGAGGAGCUUGUCUCAGCGGGCCAGGCUCUUGCCUCAGCCUCGUCGGUUGUCAUGGAUGAUGAGGAGCCCGUUAGCCCGAGAAGCAAACCUGACGCUUCAACCGAGACAAUCUCCCAGGUGGCAACAGAUUCUGCCGAGUGAUCGAGUCGGUAUACUUAGCUUAAGUCUUGUAGUUAUCGAGACGGGAUUACAAAGAUACGCUCGGAGGUACAAGAUGUGAGAGAACAAGCGAUAGACAGGAGGCAAGAAACAUAGCAUGGAUAGACUCAAGCGCAUUAUUAGCAACGAUAGCGGAAAAUCAAACAGUAUCAUCCAAGACCUUGGCAAGUCGCUGGCAAUGAAGGCAAGACGAUGUUGAGGGGCAACGUCAUUGGAGUUGUCGUCAGAAGUUGAAUGUGACGCGGGCCGAGCUCGCCCCAGCAUUGGUCUUGCGGGCUAGCCAGACCAGAGUCUCAUCCAUGGUACCGUACCACUGCUCGGCAAAAGGGAACAACAUGG
Molecule: messenger RNA, 4120 nt
Organism: Colletotrichum acutatum
Lineage: Eukaryota; Fungi; Ascomycota; Sordariomycetes; Glomerellales; Glomerellaceae
Product: histidine phosphatase superfamily-domain-containing protein
Exons: 3
Coding region: 23-3763 (1246 amino acids)
Biological process (GO): inositol phosphate biosynthetic process; inositol metabolic process
Cellular component (GO): cytosol
Molecular function (GO): inositol hexakisphosphate kinase activity; 5-diphosphoinositol pentakisphosphate 1-kinase activity; diphosphoinositol pentakisphosphate kinase activity
Source: RefSeq, a predicted model, not a curated record